AUGGACGUCCUUCUAAGCCCAGUUCCCGCUGCCAGGCCUAGAACGGCUCAUCGAUCAUCCAUGGCCGCUCCAGGUCCUGCGGUCAGACCUAGAACGGGGAACAGGUCAUCCACAGCUGCUCCUUCCAGGCGUCAUAGCCGUUUCAAUGAGCAUUUGUAG
This is a messenger RNA of Pyricularia grisea, 159 nucleotides long. RefSeq lists its product as uncharacterized. The coding region runs from base 1 to 159 and encodes 52 amino acids. The transcript has a single exon. The record is from RefSeq and is a predicted model, not a curated record. Lineage: Eukaryota; Fungi; Ascomycota; Sordariomycetes; Magnaporthales; Pyriculariaceae.